AUGAGCACCGAACGUGAACUACGAGCCCAACAUCGGGAACAAACUCGCGAGCAGCGUCCAACCUUGUCAAGAGGAGGAUCUGUAUCCUCUCGAUCAUCUCAUGCGUCCUUAGGUUUGGGGUUCAAUUCACCCAUCCAACCAUCAACAACCCGCCACCGUCCUCCUGGUCAUUGUCCAGAGAGUUUGGAACACAUCCUGGUUGAGGUUCUCGAUCUCCCUCCAGAUGGUAUUCUUGCUCAAGCAUUGAAGCAUGCAAAAAUUACUUGCUUCAUUGACCUCAUGGCUAUGACCGAUGUGGCGAUUGACUCUCUUGUUUAUCCAAGAAGUCAAACACCUGAUGAUGAAGGCGAUUUCCAAGAUGAUCAACUUGCCCUGGUACCACUGUCCAUUCGCAGUCUCAUCAAGGUCAUCCAAGGAUACGUUUACUACCGCAAACAUGUCCAUAAUGAUCCUGUCAACCCUGACAACUGCAUGGAUAUUGACUAUGGAAGUGUACUUGACUAUAGGGCUUCUGGAGAGUUCUUAACUUUUGGUAAUAGAACUAUUCCACAACCUAUUAUCCAGAAACCCAGUCGUCGUACCCCUGCUGAUGAAUUCGAUAGAAGCAUCAGACGAGACCCGUCAUCUUUCCCUACUUUUAGCAAUGAUAAGCAAUGGGAAAACUACAACAUGGCCGACUUAUUCUGUCCAGAUUCUUACUUUGAUGACCCUCCAAUCCCGGCAGCAUUCGAAGUCAAUCAGCCAUAUAGGCGACCGAGUGUUCUAUUUGCUCCUGAAGCUCCCAUCGAUUUUGACAUUGAAACAGGACCAUUGCUUGCCAAAGAUGAUUUUCAAGCUCUUGCACCUGGUUUACCAAAGGAUAUGCUUACUAUUAACGUACCUCCUACACCGAGGCGCAAUCCAAGACGGAAGACUCGUUAUAGUCAUGGUAAUCGCAAUGGGGAGAGAACUGAUAAUGGCCCUCCCCCACGAACCAAGCAAGCACACGAACCUCUGCCACCAACUACUACGGAGUAUAAGAAUCCGAGCUCUGCCGUGAAGUCUCGUGAACGCGAUUGGGAGCGACUGCGACGAUACUUUGCAUGGUUGCCUAAGCUUGUAAUUCAGAAAACUUUUGACUGUACAACUCAGUUGGCUCGCAUUCCCAUGAGUGCCCACCUUCAACGUCACUACCGUUCACCGUUCCCAGCGCUUAAUGUCAACAGACGUAAUGAAGGUUUAGCCACCGAUACCGUCUAUGCUGACACGCCAGACAUUGAACAUGGACAUGUGGCAGCCCAGUUCUAUGUGAGACUAUCCUCUCUUGAUAGCGACGUCUAUGGUGUCACUUUGGAUGCUCAAUUUCUCCAGACAUUACAGGACAACGUACGGAAGCGAGGAGCACCAUCCAAACUUGUGAGCGAUCGGGCUCAAGCACAAGUUUCCAAAGCAGUGAAAGACUACCUCCGUUGGCUAUGCAUCGAUGACUGGCAAAGCGAACCGCAUCGCCAGAACCAGAACCCAGCCGAACGAAGAUACCAAGAUGUUAAACGAUUAGCCAACAGGAUUCUGGACCGCACCGGAGCACCUCCUACUCUAUGGCUCCUAGCCCUUCGCUAUGCAUCUUUUGUCUACAACUAUACUGCUGUCAAGGGCCUUGGAUGGAUGACUCCAAUCCAAGCGCUGACCGGUAUCACCCCAGAUAUUAGUGUACUCCUUCGUUUCCACUUUUAUGAAAAGGUAUACUAUAAAACGGAAGAACCGGCCUUCCCUUCUGACUCUCCGGAGUCCCUUGGUUACAUGGUAGGCAUUGCUGAGCACGUUGGUCAUGCCAUGACCUACAAGAUCCUGAACCCAGAAACGAAUAAAAUAUUGUUUCGUUCGGAAAUCCGCUCUGCUUCAACUGACACUGAUCCCAACAAACGUCUUCAUACAUCUGAUGGGGAGGACUUGUCAGCCCCUACAAUAAUCAAAUCCAGAAACGACAAGACUAAAGUUCAAACCAUUGUUUAUUCCAGUGACGACGAAUCAGACUCUGAAGACGUUCUUGUGGAAAACAGUGAUCUCAUUGGUCGAACAUUCCUUCUUAAACCAGAUAAAGAAGGCUAUGUCAGACGUGCUGAGAUUGUUGAGCUUAUUGACAAGCAUGAGCACAACACGACCAACAAGCCUGAACAUAUUCGUUUUCGUGUGAGCAUUAACAAAGUUUAA
This is a messenger RNA of Cylindrotheca closterium, 2190 nucleotides long. The record is from the annotation of a GenBank genome assembly. NCBI's taxonomy places the organism in Eukaryota, Bacillariophyta, Bacillariophyceae, Bacillariales, Bacillariaceae.